UCCCCUUCUCCAAGCCACUACCAAUAUUUUCAGCUCACCGCCUUCAUUGCACUGCACUAUAUAUAUGCAAGCAGCCAUAAUCUUUCAGAACCACAGAGAGAAUCCGAAACAAACCGAGCGAGUUGACUCACCUGCGCAUUCACAAAGCUAUGGCUUCCUUAUUGGCACUCAGGAGAGCCACAACCGCCUCCUCAGCUCUGUUCAACAGACUCGUCAACCCUGUCCGCCACGCCUCCGCCGCUCCCUCUGUUUUCCGAUCAUUCAACACUAACACGCAGAUGAAGGAAUAUGACGACGAUGAUCGCGCUGUCGACUUCGAUCGCCGCUCUGAUCGUUCCAUUUCUCGCCGUCGUGACGCGUUUCCUAGCUUCUUUUCAGAUGUGUUGGAUCCAUUGUCGCCGCCGAGGAGCGUGAGCCAGCUGCUGAACAUGAUGGACCAAUUCAUGGACAAUCCGUUCGCCUGGAAGUCUCGCGGGUUGAGUCCCUACACCGUGAGGGAGGACGACGACGUCCUCUCCAUCAAGAUGGACAUGCCGGGACUGGACAAGGACAAUGUCAAGAUAAGGGUGGAGCAGAACACGCUGGUGAUCAAAGGCGAAGCGGAGGCGGAGGAGAAGGAAGACGACGCGGAUCAAUACGCACGGCGGAGGUACUCCACGAGGCUGGAGAUUCCACCGAAUCUGUACAAGCUUGACGCGAUCAAGGCCGAGAUGAAGAACGGAGUGUUGAAGGUGGCGAUUCCGAAGGUGAAGGAGGAAGAAAGGAAGGAUGGUUUUCAAGUUAACAUUGAUUGAGUGGUUUGGUUCCCUUUGUGAAUAGGAAGAGUGUUGAAGUGUUGAACAAAUGCUUCAUUCCGCCAUGAGAAUGUAACAGUUCUAAGCUUUUUCGCUUCAAGCAUUGAU
Ipomoea nil (Japanese morning glory) is the source of this 902-nucleotide messenger RNA. RefSeq names its product small heat shock protein, chloroplastic. NCBI's taxonomy places the organism in Eukaryota, Viridiplantae, Streptophyta, Magnoliopsida, Solanales, Convolvulaceae. The coding region runs from base 150 to 794 and encodes 214 amino acids. The record is from RefSeq and is a predicted model, not a curated record. The transcript has 2 exons.